GGAUCGGAGGAGGCGGCUCGGGAUCUGAUGGCGGCGGAUCCCAUCCGGUUAAACUGGAGGCAGGUGACCUCGGCCAGCGGUCCGGUCCCUCAUUCCCGGCACGGGCAUCGCGCUGUGGCCAUCCGGGAGCUGAUGAUCAUCUUUGGGGGCGGAAACGAGGGGUAUAGCGGAGGAGCUGCACGUCUAUAACACGGUUACAAAUCAGUGGUUCCUUCCAGCAGUAAGGGGAGAUAUAUUCCUCCAGGUUGUGCCGCUCAUGGAUUUGUCUGUGAUGGGACAAGGAUCCUGGUUUUUGGAGGGAUGGUGGAAUAUGGAAGAUACAGCAACGAUCUAUUUGAAUUGCAGGCAAGUCGCUGGCUGUGGAGGAAAUUAAAGCCUCAAACUGCAUCUAAUGGAUCCCUGCCUUGUCCUCGACUGGGGCACAGCUUUUCUCUCCAUGGUAAUAAAUGUUAUUUGUUUGGUGGCCUGGCAAACGAGAGUGAAGACACCAAUAACAAUAUUCCCAGGUACCUAAAUGAUUUUUAUGAACUUGAGCUACGUUCAGGAAGUGGAGUGUUUGGUUGGAAUAUUACACAGACCAAAGGAACUUCUCCAUGUCCACGAGAGUCCCACUCAGCUGUCAUAUACAGCAGAAAGGAUAAUCGGAAACCUAAGCUUUAUAUCUUUGGAGGAAUGUCUGGAUGUCGUCUUGGCGACCUGUGGGAGCUUGAUAUUGAAACUAUGACCUGGAGUAGUCCAGAAGCUAAAGGGGUAUCGCCUUUACCUAGAAGCCUGCACACAGCUAAUAUGAUAGGGAAUAGAAUGUAUAUAUUUGGUGGCUGGGUUCCACAAACUGAAAAUGGUGACAGCUCAGCAGCUGAAGAGAAUCAUUGGAAGUGCACUAACUCUUUUUCCUACUUAGAUCUGGACUCCAUGGAGUGGGGCGUGUUAAUGGCAGACAGCUCAGAAGAGAAAGUUAACUGGCCAAGACCCAGAGCAGGACACUGUGCAGUCACAGUUGGAAAACGCCUGUAUAUUUGGAGUGGAAGGGAUGGUUACAAAAAGGCAUGGAAUUACCAAGUGUGUUGCAAAGACCUUUGGUACAUUGACACAGAGAAGCCAUCAGCAUCCUCACAAGUUCAGCUAAUACUGGCUACCACAAACUCGUUUCAUGUAAAAUGGGAUGAACUGCCAACUGUUGAAAGGUAUCUUCUACAGCUAAGCCCUGAAUUGCCAGUGUCUCCGUGUGCUGGAAAAGCUGCUCACCUCAGUGAACUUUUCUACACAGAGUUCUUGCAUUUCUCCAUACGCAGCUCCAUUACACUUACUUCAGAGUGGACUUUCAUGCUCACAAAAUGUGGAAGAAAGUAA
Staurois parvus is the source of this 1350-nucleotide messenger RNA. The record is from the annotation of a GenBank genome assembly. Lineage: Eukaryota; Metazoa; Chordata; Amphibia; Anura; Ranidae.